AUUGCCCUUGUGUGUUGUGUUGUGUCCACUAAACAACUAAAAGUAAACCAAUCAUCUUUUUUUUCUUUUUUCUUUUUUUCCUGGUAGCAGUUGGAAUGAGCGUGACAGUAGCCAUAUGCAUCCCCGGUCUCUCUUAUUUCUUGUCUAUGUGCUGAAAGUGAAUUAUGAUUUAUGGCAUCCUCUUCAAAAUCUAAAUAACUUUUCUUAUUCUACCAUUUCCUAAGAUUUCAUUCACAAAAGCUACCAACUCAUUUCCUAGAAGCACCCCCUUCCCUUUCUCUACUCAACUCUCAACACAAAGCAAAGCAAGCCUUCAACUAGUCCCUAAUCUAAUCCAUCUCAUUAUUUAUUUAUUUAUACUACUCACUUUGUUCCUUCAUUUUCCUUCGAAGCCACUAUUCUCCUAGUCCUUCCACUUCCACACACAAAAUCCAUGCCUUCCCAAACGUAACCACUAAACAAGACACAGCUAAAAACUAACAACUCUGCAAUCAAACUUCACUUCACAUCUUAUGAUCUCCCCAAGGCAAGACCCUCUUUUGUCCCACACCCACUUUUCCACAAUGCUCAAGCUCCUCAACAAGAACCUCCGCCGCCUCCUCCGCCGUCUCCGGUGGCCAAUUCGCCGCCGCUCAAAGUCCAAAGUAGUAGUGAUCAGCAAGCUCGGGAAGAAGGACCCAGAAGCCGAACCCGAAGCAAGCACGAAUUUUUCCGCUACGGUUCAUUCCAAAGCGCAAUUGGGUACUCCGAAACCGAUUCGGGUGGCGACGUUCAACGCCGCCCUGUUCUCCAUGGCAGCGGCGCUUCCAAAAGCAGCGGCGUCGGAGGAGCAAAACGGCGUCGCUUCGAAGCCGACGAAUGCGCGGCCCAGAAGCAUAUUGAAGCAAUCGCAGUCAGUGAAGAGAGUGGAGGAGAACGUGGGCGUGAGACAGGAAGCGAGGUCGGCGAAAUCGAAGAUGAGGGUUUCGAUAAACUUACCGGACAACGAGAUAUCUUUGUUGCGAAGCAGACAAUCGAGUUUCUCGGAACACGAGAAGGAGGGGUGGGGGAGUGGGGUCCACGUGAGUAAGAGUAAUAGAACGGUGGUUGAUGUUUUGAAGGAAGUGAACGCUGAUGUUUUGGGGUUGCAAGAUGUGAAGGCUGAGGAAGAGAAUGGGAUGAAGCCUUUGUCUGAUUUGGCUGCGGCUCUUGGAAUGAACUAUGUCUUCGCUGAAAGCUGGGCACCUGAGUACGGCAAUGCUGUCUUGUCCAAAUGGCCCAUCAAACGCUGGAAAUCUCACAAAAUCUUUGAUCGCACUGAUUUCAGGAAUGUUUUGAAGGCCACUAUCGAUGUACCCCAAGCAGGUGAACUUAACUUCUACUGCACACACCUUGAUCAUCUUGAUGAGAAUUGGAGGAUGAAACAGAUAAAUGCAAUAAUCCAAUCUAGUGAUGAGCCUCACAUCUUAGCUGGAGGCCUUAAUUCACUUGAUGAAUCGGAUUACUCCCAAGAAAGAUGGACAGAUAUUGUGAAGUACUACGAGGAGAUGGGAAAGCCAACACCAAAGGUUGAAGUGAUGAAAUAUCUCAAGAGUAAAGACUACACAGAUGCAAAGGAUUAUGCAGGGGAAUGCGAGUCGGUUGUCAUGAUUGCCAAAGGCCAAAGUGUUCAGGGGACAUGUAAGUAUGGAACUCGGGUAGACUAUAUAUUAUCAUCCUCAAAUUCUGCGUAUAAAUUUGUUCCCGGUUCCUAUUUAGUCCUUUCUUCCAAAGGGACAUCAGAUCAUCACAUAGUGAAAGUUGACGUGGUGAAGGCAAAUAACAAUACUGAAGAAAAUGUGACAAAGCAUCCGCAGCAACAACCAAGACAGAGAGUUGUAAGAAUAACACAAUCCACUCCGUCAAGAGGUAUCUGGAAAACACACACUUGAGACAUAAAUUGAGUUUCUCUUUAUUAGAUUAGUAUGAUCAUAAUAUUUUGGAAAUGCGGCAUUUUGUUUUUAUUUUUGUUUUUGUUUUUUUUCCUGCUUCGUCAUCUUACCUUCUGUAUACAUACAACUUUCUUCAAAUAGAUUUAGAAGAAUAUGGAGAGAAAAAGUGUGAUGUGAUGUGAUGAUGUAUGGCAUUUUUUAGAAGAAAAAAAAUGUACAGAUUUCUUAAUCAAAGUGAUUUCUGGCUUUUCAUUCAUUCCUUGA
This is a messenger RNA of Cajanus cajan (pigeon pea), 2174 nucleotides long. Lineage: Eukaryota; Viridiplantae; Streptophyta; Magnoliopsida; Fabales; Fabaceae. The record is from RefSeq and is a predicted model, not a curated record.